Molecule: messenger RNA, 1672 nt
Organism: Tinamus guttatus (white-throated tinamou)
Lineage: Eukaryota; Metazoa; Chordata; Aves; Tinamiformes; Tinamidae
Source: RefSeq, a predicted model, not a curated record
AUGUCAUCAGAUGAGGAGAAAAGCGCAAGUCCUCUUUUGCCAAAAGACUCAGUUUGUGGCAGUUCUGUUUCUUCAGAUCUUCAGGAUGAAUAUGAAGAGCUUCUUCAUUAUGCUGCAGUGACUCCGAAGUUUGAGCAUCAUGUCCCGAAGUGGUCAGAACCCAUCUCAGAAGUGAGAGCUGGUGACAGGUUUGCGGAUAUGACAGAUGACAUCAUUCCUCGUAAGACUUUAGCUUCAAUGUCAGUGAAGGGGUCUUCCGAGUCCCACAUGGAACACCUGUGCCCUCUUCUCUCGGAAGAGACUUCUUCACAAGGCUCUGCACGCAGCCCAAGAGAAAUCAGUGAGGAGAGAGUGACUGAAUUAACUGUUCCUGAUGAAAAGGUGACCCAAAUAGAAAACAUACUUGAUCUCUGGAGUGGAAGUCUUAAGACAAAUGUUCUAACUGAGUUGAAAAAAUGGAAACUUAGUUUUAUUGAGCAUCACAAGCUUGAAAUGAGACAAGAGAAAGAGAAACAUGCUGCGCAUGUCAGACAGUUGAACAAUGAAAUGGAAAAUCUGAAAGAGUUGCUACAUACUUAUGAAAUCUCUAUUGGCAGAAAAGAUGAGGUAAUUACUAACUUGACUCAAGCAUUAGAUAAGCACAAGGAAAGAAUAGAGUUGAUGAGAAAAUUUAUGCUCUGGCGGAUUCAACAUGUCGAAGCCAAACAAGAGGCAUACGCAAAUAGAAUAGCAGACAGACAAUUCCAGACAGCCUUGCUGAAGAAGGUAUGGGCAGCAUGGCGCUGUCUAAGUGAAGCAAAAUGGAAAGAAAAGGUAGCAAAGGCCUGUCAGCUAAGGGCAGAAGAUGUCUGUGUUCAGCUCACUAAUGAUUAUGAAGCCAAAAUUGCAGAGCUCCAUGCCACACUGGAACAGAGCAGAGCUGAGAUCCUGCGACUGCACAGUGAGAGAGAGCAGUACGAAGACACCAUGAAGAAGGCCUUUAUGCGGGGCGUGUGUGCUCUGAACCUGGAAGCUAUGACUAUGUUUCAGGGCAAGGAGAGUAGGAUAGAUCUAGAUGUAGGAUGUAGGAGAGAAGAUAGUGGUAGUGGUGCUGCAGGAAGGCUGCCUUCCUCCCAGUAUAAUCCUCCCUCACCACCACCUCCAACAGCAACUAGUUUACAGCUAGAAGACAUGUUUUCUACCCACCUGGGCCAUGCCAGCACUUCUCAGACCAGGCUAGAUUCUGAUUCUCCAGUAGUCAUCACUAGCACAACUGCAGGAUCUGGUCUGUCAUCAACUCAAAAGCUGCCCAUGGCGAAAGUAAUAACAUCUGCUCAACAGAAAGCAGGAAGAACAAUCACUGCUCGAAUCACAGGCCGAGCUGAUAUGGGACAGAAACCCAGGAUCUGUAGUAGUUUAGCAGUGAUGGGAGUUGUUCCACCCAUGAGUUCAGUCAUUGUUGAAAAACAUCAUCCAGUCACUCAGCAAACUAUAUCCCAAGCCACUGCAGCUAAAUAUCCUCGAACGGUGCUCCAUGCUGCUGGCUCCAGUGCUGCGAGACCUGCAGGACAAGCUGGGCGAAUGCUGCAGAGCCAGCCUCAUGCCAGCGUUCAGUCAAUAAAGGUGGUUGACUGAGUGAAUAUCUUAGGCGCACAAAUCUCUCACUGGUGGAGGGUUUUUAACCAAGGAACAA